CGGGAGGUUCAGUCGUGACAGGCGGCGCGGGCAGCCCAAGGGGCCUUCGGUAGCGGCGGCGCCGGCGAGAGCGGGACCGGGACGGCAUGGACACCGACCUGUACGACGAGUUCGGGAACUACAUCGGGCCCGAGCUGGACUCGGACGAUGACGAUGAUGAGCUGGGCCGGGAGGCCAAGGACCUGGAUGAGCUGGAGGAUGAUGAUGACGACGAUGACAUGGGGGAGCACGACGAGGAGCACCCUGGCAUGGAGGUGGUGCUCCACGAGGACAAGAAGUACUACCCCACAGCUGAGGAGGUGUACGGGCCUGAGGUGGAGACUAUCGUGCAGGAGGAGGACACACAGCCACUCACUGAGCCCAUUAUUAAACCCGUGAAGACCAAGAAGUUCUCCCUGAUGGAGCAGACGCUGCCGGUCACUGUCUAUGAGAUGGAUUUCCUGGCAGAUCUCAUGGACAACUCGGAGCUGAUCCGGAAUGUGACUCUGUGUGGGCACCUGCACCACGGCAAGACAUGUUUUGUCGACUGCCUGAUAGAACAGACGCACCCGGAGAUCCGGAAGCGCUACGACCAGGAUCUCUGCUACACUGAUAUAUUGUUCACAGAGCAAGAGAGGGGGGUGGGGAUCAAGAGCACCCCAGUGACGAUUGUUCUGCCAGACACCAAAGGAAAGUCUUUCCUCUUCAACAUCAUUGACACUCCAGGUCACGUCAAUUUUUCCGACGAGGUCACAGCCGGCCUUCGCAUCUCGGACGGCGUCGUGCUCUUCAUCGAUGCAGCUGAGGGGGUGAUGCUGAACACGGAGCGGCUGAUCAAGCACGCGGUGCAGGAGAGGUUGGCAGUGACCGUGUGCAUCAACAAGAUCGACCGGCUCAUCCUGGAGCUCAAACUGCCCCCAACAGAUGCUUAUUACAAACUCAGACACAUUGUAGAUGAAGUUAAUGGUCUCAUCAGCAUGUAUUCCACUGACGAGAACCUGGUGCUGUCUCCCCUUCUGGGGAACGUGUGUUUCUCCAGCUCGCAGUACAGCAUCUGCUUCACGCUGGGGUCUUUUGCAAAGAUUUAUGCAGACACAUAUGGAGACAUCAAUUAUCAGGAGUUUGCCAAGCGGCUUUGGGGCGACAUCUACUUCAACCCGAAGACCCGCAAGUUCACAAAAAGGCCCCGACGAGCAUUUCCAGCGCAGCUUUGUGGAGUCAUUCUGGAGCCCCUGUACAAGAUCUGGCUCAGGUAUGUGAGUGGGGCUUCUUGUCUUGCAGGUGGUGGGGAUGUGGACACGACCCUGCCCAGGACCCUGGAUGAACUUGGCAUCCACCUGACCAAAGAGGAAUUGAAGCUGAACAUUCGGCCCCUCCUGCGGCUGGUUUGCAAGAAGUUCUUUGGGAGUUUUCCAGGCUUCGUGGACAUGUGUGUGCAGCACAUCCCCUCCCCGAAGGUGGGGGCCAAGACGAAGAUCGAGCACACCUACACCGGCGGCGUGGACUCGGACCUGGGCGAGGCCAUGAGUGAAUGUGACCCCGACGGGUCCUUGAUGUGUCACACAACAAAAAUGUACAGCACGGAUGAUGGUGUCCAGUUCCACGUUGGCAGGGUGCUCAGUGGCACCAUCCACGCUGGGCAGCCUGUGAAGGUCCUUGGAGAAAACUACACCCUGGAAGACGAGGAGGCCCAGAUCUGCACCGUCGGACGCCUCUGGAUCUCAGUAGCAAGGUAUCACAUUGAGGUGAACAGGGUUCCUGCUGGCAACUGGCUGAUUGAGGGUGUGGACCAGCCCAUCGUGAAGACGGCGACUGUGACAGAGCCCCGGGGCAAUGAGGAGGCUCAGAUCUUCCGACCCUUGAUCAACACCACCUCUGUUAUCAAAAUAGCAGUGGAGCCAGUGAACCCCUCAGAGCUCCCCAAAAUGCUGGAUGGUCUCAGGAAAGUCAACAAGAGUUACCCCCUUACAACUAAGGUGGAAGAGUCUGGGGAGCACGUGAUCCUGGGAACAGGAGAGCUGUACCUGGACUGUGUGAUGCACGACCUGCGGAAGAUGUAUUCCGAGAUCGACAUCAAGGUGGCCGAUCCAGUGGUGACAUUCUGUGAGACAGUGGUGGAAACGUCCUCCCUGAAGUGCUUUGCUGAGACCCCCAACAAGAAGAACAAGAUCACCAUGAUCGCUGAGCCCUUGGAGAAGGGACUGGCAGAGGACAUUGAGAACGAAGUGGUGCAGAUAACAUGGAACAGGAAGAAGCUGGGUGAAUUCUUCCAGACCAAAUACGACUGGGAUUUGCUGGCUGCCCGUUCCAUCUGGGCCUUUGGGCCAGAUGCCACUGGCCCAAACAUCCUGGUAGAUGACACACUGCCCUCAGAGGUGGACAAAUCCCUUCUGGGCUCAGUGAAGGACAGCAUCGUGCAGGGCUUCCAGUGGGGAACCAGGGAAGGGCCCCUCUGUGAUGAAUUGAUCCGCAACGUGAAGUUCAAGAUCCUGGACGCGGUGAUUGCGCAGGAGCCCCUGCACAGGGGCGGGGGGCAGAUCAUCCCCACGGCCCGCAGGGUCGUGUACUCUGCUUUCCUCAUGGCCACCCCUCGUCUGAUGGAGCCCUAUUACUUCGUGGAGGUGCAGGCCCCCGCCGACUGCGUGUCCGCCGUGUACACGGUGCUGGCCCGGCGCAGAGGCCACGUGACACAGGAUGCUCCGAUCCCGGGCUCCCCUCUCUACACCAUCAAAGCCUUCAUCCCAGCCAUUGACUCCUUCGGAUUUGAGACCGACUUGAGGACUCACACACAGGGACAAGCCUUCUCCCUCUCUGUCUUCCACCACUGGCAGAUUGUGCCUGGGGACCCCUUGGACAAGAGCAUCGUGAUCCGGCCGCUGGAGCCGCAGCCGGCCCCUCACCUGGCCCGGGAGUUCAUGAUCAAGACCCGGCGCAGGAAGGGCCUGAGUGAGGACGUGAGCAUCAGCAAGUUCUUCGACGACCCCAUGUUGCUGGAACUGGCCAAGCAGGACGUUGUUCUCAACUACCCCAUGUGAACGUGCAGCCCUGGCCGGCAGCUCUCGGUCCUUCCCCGUCUCUGCCUGCCCAGCCCUGGCUCCUGGAGGCUCAGGGCAUGCGAGGAGCUGCUCCUCAGAUUGUUUUUCCAUGGCUGUGGAAGUCUCCCUGGGCAUUCAUGGACCAUUUGUGGGCAUUCCCUGUGUGGGGAACAGCCCAGAGCCCUGAUCCUUUCUGUACUGUGACCUCCAGCAAGGAGGUUUUCCCCUGGGAUUGGCUCCUCCAGGCACAUGGAGCAGAGCACUGUGAAUAUGUUGGGAUUCCUGAGGGCUGGGCCUAAACAGUGUGUCAGGCAUUUGGGGCAGCUGAGGAGGGGAGGAUUCUGGGGAGGGGAGUCUGGAGAGCAGCGCUUCUACCUGCUCCCUGGGAGGAGAGAUGAGUGUGGCUUUGACCUUUUUGUACCCUUUUUUGAACCCUUGUAAACAUUUAGUACAAACUUC
Chiroxiphia lanceolata (lance-tailed manakin) is the source of this 3473-nucleotide messenger RNA. It is a transcript of the gene EFTUD2, whose product is annotated as elongation factor Tu GTP binding domain containing 2. Gene Ontology annotation, molecular function: GTP binding; GTPase activity; U5 snRNA binding. The record is from RefSeq and is a predicted model, not a curated record. NCBI's taxonomy places the organism in Eukaryota, Metazoa, Chordata, Aves, Passeriformes, Pipridae. Gene Ontology annotation, biological process: mRNA splicing, via spliceosome. Gene Ontology annotation, cellular component: cytosol; U2-type catalytic step 2 spliceosome; U4/U6 x U5 tri-snRNP complex.